Messenger RNA from Stegostoma tigrinum, 2470 nucleotides. It is a transcript of the gene nectin4a, whose product is annotated as nectin cell adhesion molecule 4a. Lineage: Eukaryota; Metazoa; Chordata; Chondrichthyes; Orectolobiformes; Stegostomatidae. The transcript has 9 exons. Gene Ontology annotation, biological process: homophilic cell-cell adhesion; heterophilic cell-cell adhesion. Gene Ontology annotation, cellular component: adherens junction. The record is from RefSeq and is a predicted model, not a curated record. Bases 254 to 2017 code for a protein of 587 amino acids.
AACACACACAUGCACACACACACACACACACACACACACAGAGACAGCCAAACAAACAGAGGCGUGUUCUAUUACCGAAACCACAAGGAAAGCAUUAUCUGCAACAGGUUGGGAGUCCUGCUUCUCGGUGCGCACCGCUCGCCAGCAAACCAGCUCAGUAACUUUCCAGCCUCGCACUCCGGAAGGUUAUCCCCCCUCCAGCUCUCCCCGAAGCUCCCGUCCACCAGCCCCCCCGCCCCGGCUCUGGACAGCGAUGGGUUUCGGCCGCACAGACGGGAUCAGCUGCUUGACGUUCUCGCUGCUGCUGUCAGGUGUCUCCCUCGCCGACAUUUUGGUGGAGCCUCAGACGCGGGCAGUGUUGGGUAGCCCGGUGACCCUCCUGUGCCGCUUUGUGGGCAUGGGUCAGGUGACCCAGGUGACCUGGCUCAAGCUGACUGAGCUGGGACCCGAGGUGGUGGCCGUUUGGAGCCUGGAGCACGGCAUCAGCACCCACCCCUUCUAUGGCUCGCGGGCGCACUUCCGGGAGCCUGGAUCCAACCCUGACGCCUCCCUGGUCAUCCGGGAGGCAGCUCUGACCGACGGCGGGAAAUUCCGAUGCACCAUCGUCACCUUCCCGGCCGGAAACUUUGAGAAGGACACCUGGCUGACAGUCCUGGUGCCUCCACAGGUCUCCAUUGUGCCUGGACCACGUGCCCUGUUGGAGGGUGAUAGAGAGGCCCUGGCAGCGACCUGCAUAGCCACUGGGAGCACCCCAAAAACGGCGCUCCUCUGGGAAAGCCAGGUACCAGGCAGGCAGGAGGAAUCAGCGACACAGAACGCCAAUGGGACUGUGACAGUCAGCAGCAGCUUCUACCUGGACCCAGUCCGAGCCAUGCAAGGGCACACACUCUCCUGCCUGGUCAACCAUUCCACAUUUACCAGGCCCGUUCGCUUGGACUACACUCUCAAUAUUUACUAUGUGCCAGAGGUGUCUGUUAAGAAAUCCUCAGAGAACUGGCACUUGGGGAUGGAUAAUGCAGAGCUCAGCUGUCAAGAGAAUGGAAAUCCUCCGGCUAAUGGUUUUGUAUGGAAAAGGUUGGGAAGCCCAUUACCCAAUAACAGUGUCACCGAGGGGAACAAACUCCUGUUUCGAAGCCCACUUUCUGCUGAAGAUUCAGGGACAUACAUUUGUGAAGUGACUAAUAAGAUUGGCAGUCGGACCGGACAGACUGAUGUUAAAAUAAUUGACACCAACGUGCCCAGUGUCAAUAUGCUGUCCAUGGCGUUCGUGGCCAUUGGAGCUGUUGGUGUGUUACUGCUGCUCAUUCUGGUCAUUUCCAUCGUCGCUGUCAAUCGCUACCACAAGAACAAGACAGAGCAGAUGGCGUUCAAGCUGGAAGAGAUCUCGACAAUGUCUCGCCAACCCUCCAUCCGUCGCUGUAACUCCAUGUCAGCCUCCGUGGAUGCCAGAAUUCAAGAUGGAGAGGGAAGUCGGGAGAAUGUGCUGGAGCAGGAGCCGAUGCUACAGGAGGGCCUGGCGACGGUGACGCAGCAGCAGCUCAGGAACAGCUCACGGGAUCUACCCCCAGGCAACGGAGAGGGAACAUUCCCUCUCUCCGCAUUCGGCAACCAUCGCUACAGUUUGAGGUCGACAACCAGUGAGACGGCCCAUGUUCCGUCGGUGUACCAGUUCGGGGCCUUCCGCCACAGCAUGAACAGUGGCCUGAGGUACAACGGCAGAGAGAGGGUGCUUGGGCCUGGUUCAAGGACUCUUCCUCCGCCAAUUCCCCUGAGCAACCACAGGGACAGCACCGGUGAAAUGUCAUUGACACCAGAACAGGUGGAGAUAUUGACCAGCAGGAACUUGACCCCCUCUCCCUCAGUGCCAGACUCUCAGACAGAGGAUGAGGAUGAGGUGACAGACAGGCAGCAGUCUAUCCAUGCAGCCAUGGGUCAUUUUUACUCACACAACGGCACCCUGCGAGCCAAACCUACUGGAAAUGGAAUCUACAUCGCCAGAAGGGAACACUGCGUCUGAACUCCCAAGAGACUUUCCAUUCAAAGCAAGAUUGAUUCACUUCCAUUUACACACUGUGUGUUACUGUAUCUGUACAGGAGCUGAGACACACACACACACACACACACACACAGACUGUACUGUAACAGACAGGAGUGAUGACUCUGUUUUACUCACUUUUCUUGUAUUUCUCAUCUAAAGAUGUUCCUCGGUGAUAUCAUCUGAAAGUACACCUCAUUUGCUACAAUUUGUUGCUGACACCCAGCUCUCGCUGUUGCUCCCACUUCCUCAUCUCCUUUGUGGACCAAUCAGAUUCCUUGGGCUGGGUGAACAAAAAUUCCCUUCAAUUUAAUGUUGGGAAAACUAACGUAUUUAUCUUUGCAGCCGUUUCCAUGGUAACUCCAAACCGUAACCAAACUUGGUCUCUGAGCUAAUGGGAACUGCAGAUGCUGGAGAAUUCCAAGAUAAUAAAAU